This is a messenger RNA of Osmerus eperlanus (European smelt), 2704 nucleotides long. RefSeq lists its product as uncharacterized. The coding region runs from base 130 to 1065 and encodes 311 amino acids. NCBI's taxonomy places the organism in Eukaryota, Metazoa, Chordata, Actinopteri, Osmeriformes, Osmeridae. The record is from RefSeq and is a predicted model, not a curated record. The transcript is spliced from 7 exons.
UUACACAUUAUCUUCUUCCUGUAGAUUCUGUGGACUGCAAGGAACCAGGAGGGUGCCGGCACCACUCUCGGUGAAGAAGUUGAGCAAGUGAAUAGUUUUCUCUCCAGAUGUGCCCUUACCACCAAGUAUAUGGCCAAGUCAGUAAGAACUGACAUGCUGACUGUCCAUGCUAUGGGGAGGAAUGAACGGAAAGAGAAUGGCCUCCAUAUAGCCUUGUCUUCCAGAUUCAAGAAGACAGUAGAGAAGACUGUGGAUGUAGCUGAGAGCCUGAAGACAAUGCAGGAGCAGUUGCAUUGCUGUGAUGACAUGCUGAAACAAUGGGUUGUUGAUGUCAAGCAGUGGGCCAGUAGCAGAAGUGCAGCACCUGGUCCUGUUGAUGCUCAAAGUUUGCAGAUCACAAUCAGAGCACUCUUUGUGAGCAUUUGUCAGAAAAAGCACUACCUUUACAGACAGAAUGAUCGCAACAAAAGAUUGCGACAGAAAAUAACUCAAAAGAUAGCCCAGGAAAAGAAACGGUUGCUGGAAGACAUCCAGAGAUACAACCAACAGCCUGAUGGUGACCUUGUGGACACAGACUUAGUUGUGCAGAAACUCUCUAACAAAGCUGCAGAGAGCAUGAUCUGGCCUUGGCAGGAACAGAACACAGACGGUGUGGACAUCCUCACAAAGAAGAAGCUCUUUGACCACGUAAUGCUUGCCUCACGACUAAAAGAGGAAAAGCAGAUCCUUGUGAAGGAGAUGCUGCAGCACUGCCAGUACCUCAAGGACUCAGUGGCAAAGGUCCAGACGCUGAUGGGCACUGUUUUAGUGAGCACACAGACAGGAAGCUUGCCAAAUGGAUUAACCGAGGAGGGGUCCAAGGGCCUCAUCAGUGCACUAAAGAGAAGACUGCAAGACCUGAGACUCCAACAGCAGACCAUAGCAGGCACCUACAGAUGCACUCUCAAACCAAGUAACAGACUGGUGGAAGAGGAGGACAGGGAAAUGGAGGAAGACAUGGACUGGCAACGUGGCAACAGCUCGGAUGAUGAUGAUAGUGAUGAGGAGGAGGAUGCAGAGAAUUGAACUCAAGUCACUUGGAUUUGAAUCACUCAGUCAAUCACUCAAAGGCGGAGCAGGAUAUCCAGGGCUUGGUUUACACCUAUUGCAAUUUCUAGCCACUGGGGGACCAUAGGUAGGAUAGGGGAACUCAUAUUAACGUUAAAUAACCUCCUAAAGUGAGGUUUUCAUGUCAUGGGACCUUUAACACUAGUAUAAGUAAAGGUUUGGAGAAGCACAUUUCGUCAUAUUGUCUUAAAUAGAAUUCAAAUCCUAAUAGUAAUCAAAUCAAAUGCUUGGACAGUAAUAUGAAUCUGGUAUCUGUGGCCGUUACAGGACUAUAAUUAACACAAAGAAUAACGAAUCCUUAUUGGAUACUGCAGUUCUUUAGUAGAGUAGAAGUUAAUCUCUCUGAUUAAAGUUGGUGAUAGUUUAUCCACAGAGGCAGUGUAUGUUUAAUAAUAGAUGUUCAACUUUUACAACAAGAACUAUAGGCUUUUCACAAGUUGCUUGUGUUGAAAAAUUGCUGUUGGCUACAUUUCAUAUGGAGGAAGGAAUUUGAGAUAUAGCCAAAAGAUAGAGUACAGUCUCUUAGAAUUCGAUGGGCCUAAAUGUUAACCUGACACGGAUAGUUUGUUGCACAGAACCAUCUGGGGAAGUCAUCCUUGGAAACUGUUAGAAAAAGGGCAGGCACUUUUACCCCAAAAUUUGCAAGUGAUUGUAUCUGUCUAUUAGGGCCGGGCGGUAUGACGGUAUAUACCGUGCGACGGAAGAAAUGUGUCUAUCGGGAGAGAUUUGGCUAUACCGUUUCAACCGCGGUAUACUUUUUGACUACUUUUUUAUUUUUUUAGGUUGGGCAAAAAGGGCUCGCAUCCAAAGUCUUUACAAAUUUGUGAUAUUUUUGUAUUUCACAUGAGGUCAUGCCGGGAAAUAUCAAACUGAGGCUUUAACGUAUCGACCGAGCUUUAACGAGGUUGAUACGCCGACACCGAAGUUAGAUAUGGAUAGUAAAACUCAGACUGAUUGCUUUCCCUUGAAAUUUUCGUCGGAGGGCAUUACGGAUCCUUAUUGAGCUGUGAGUACGUCACCAUGCGGAUGGCAUGACUGCGCAUUAGCCAAUCGGAACGCUCGUACUGUGGUUGCCUUUAAAUAAUAGCCAGUAACGUCUUGUAGUACAUGCAAUACCGUUUUUUCCACCACACGAGUGGUACCAUUUCUUAAUUGAAUUUACAGAACAAUUACUAUACCGUGAUAUAUACCGUAACCGUGAUAUAAAAUUACUCAUACCGUGAUAGAAGAUUUUGGCCAUAUCGCCCACCCCUACUGUCUAUCACUCUCUAUCUAAGGCCUGUAGCUGCCAGGAGUUCCUCUGUAGGAUGAUAAUUCGUUUGGCAGCAAGUGCAUAACUUCAGACGGCCUAAGGUCAGAUGGCUGAGCGGUUAGGGAAUCGGGCUAUUAAUCAGAAGGUUGUCGGUUGACUCCCGGCUGUGCAAAUUAUGUUGUGUCCUUGGGCAAGACACCUCACCCUACUUGCCUCGGGGGGAAUGUCCCUGUACUUGCUGUAAGUCGCUCUGGAUAAGAGCGUCUGCUAAAUGACUAAAUGUAAUGUAAAUGUAACUUGAAGCCUGGCAAGAUGGAUUCAUGCACAAGCUAACUCAAAUUAAGC